AUGGCACAGCGUAUUCUAGAACCGUUCAGAAAAUUGCCACACCAACUGCAAAAUCUUGAAAUCGUCAAGCGAAUACAUGAUUAUACACUGGGGAAACAUACUGAUGGAUACUGUUGUCACCAGUCAUCUGCUUAUGGAUGUCUGGAGUCUCCAAGCGCCCUAGCUUUCGACGAAGUUCUUGGCCUUUUGGCUGUAGGAACAAGUAAAGGGUUGUUAAAGAUCGUUGAAAAUGAUCUUAUUACGUGUUUAUGCCUCGGUCAUGGUGUCAUUUACAUCGGUUCUUCAAACGGUACACUGCGUCAAGUUGCGGUUAAAAAUGGUCGUAUGACAUUAGGAGAUGAUGCACUUACUGCGUGUACAAGUUCAAUUAUUAGCGAAAGUGUUCCUGCAGACAAGCGAGAUCAGCUAGGAGUAGACUCUCCAAUUAUAUCACUUGAAUUGCAACCUCAAGGAAAUCAUCUGUUAAUUGCAUACGCAGGCGGCUGUGUGGCUGUGGCUAUCCCUCAGCCUGUCCCAUCCGAAAGUUUUACACAACCCGCUGCUUCAGUGGAUAGUGUCACUGCCCCUACAGCUCAAGGGGAGGUUGUUACUCCAAUUGUUGUAGAUGAACUGGCCCCAACUAUUCCUGACGAAACUCAGGGGGAUACUGCACUAGGUGAUAAAGGUGAAGCAAAUGGAGAGAAGUCCCACCCAGUCUUGAAUGAGAGUGCUGCUGAAUCAACUCCCAGUACUCCUGCUAAGGGACAUUCGGAGAAACGAUCAACUCUAAAGUUUAAGGCGUUGACGCGUAGUUUAAGGCCUGAUACACCUAAAACAGAGAAAGAAGUUGAACCACCAUUAUCUGUACCUCCGGCUCCUCGAAUCAGUCAUUUACUGCUUCGCGACCAGCCAGUUGAAUGGGCUUCAUGGCGUGUUACAUCCGUAGAUUCUUUAUCCACUGAGGUUGUAGUUGCUUAUGGAGAUGGUGCAUUUCAGGUUUGGCCUAUUGUUGCAGCUGUUAGUGAUCAACCGUUUGAACCAAUCAUUGUGUCAAUGAUAGAUCCACCAAAUACUCCAUAUGGUCCUCUGCCUUGUGGUGCAAUUAAUAAAAUAGUGAUCAGUCCAUCCACAAAUGGCGGUUUACUAACAGUGUUCUGUGGAGGUUUACCACGUCCCCAAUUUGAGAAUCGAUAUGCGGUGUCUGUCUUACAGGAUCAUGAGCAUCAUGUUUGUUAUCAGUUCGGAUCAAAGGUUAUUGAUUUUGUGCUUAUACCGAGUGAAGGAAGUGUAUCCAUUGAAGCGGUCUCAGGUGAUGUUGUGACUAAACCUUGUCCACCUAGUCAUUGUGCUACAUUAUUAGUGCUAACUGAACGUGAACUUGUUGCAAUUGAUUUAACUCAACCUGAUUGGCCUGUCUACGAUUCACCAUAUUUAAAUUGUAUGGAUUUCUCUCCAGUUACAGCAAUAACUCAUAUUGGACAGGUUCCAUCUGCUCUAAUCCAACGGUUACAUCAAGCUGCUCAAACAACUUCCGAUGAGAUCACUAAUUGUUCAUGGCCAAUAUGGGGUGGCUCUCAAAAUGGUAACAAAAAGAAUUUAACACAAAAUGCUGGAAAUGAUGUAAUUGUUCUUGGGCAUUCAAAUGGAUGGGUUACUUUAUGGGCAAUUGGUCGAGGAGAUACUUCGAUUCAUUUAGGAACUUUGCCAACAUCAUCUUUGUUCAAUUUGACAGAUUUGCAAAAUGGUCAAAAGUGCAACAGUUCAGUAUUAGAGGAAGAAACGUGGCCACCUUUCCGGCCAGUUGGGUACUGUUCUCGAGCACAACGUCAAUCCGUUGAGAAUUGUGACCCACGUCUGGCUAUUACACAGCUACUUGUAUUACUGGGAAGUCCAAUUCGGUCAGGUGUUAGCGAUUCAAUUGUACCGGAUACAUUGACACUCGUCGUGGGUGGUGCUAGUGGUCAAGUGAGCCUAUGGGCUGCUGGUUCCGAAGGAUUUUUGCAUACACCGGAACUUAGUUCUUUCGAGCCUGAUGUAUUCAGAGUAUGUGUCAACCUUAUCGAUCAGUCGGUUGAGAAUAGGUACAUUUGGAAAGAUGCGUUAUCUCUUCAACCUACUGAAGGUGUCGCUCAGUAUUGCACACCUACUGGACUAACAUUUCAUCCUUGUCAACUUAUUCAACUCAAUCCUCCUAGUCAGAUUACAUCGCUUGCAUUGGAAUUAUCUUGGAAUCUACUGGCUAUUGGUUCUUCACAUGGUUUUGCUUUGUUAGACUUAUUCAACCGUUCUAUAAUUCAUACUCAUUUUACUUACGAUUCAUCAGGUCCUGCAAAGAUUGUUAAUCCUGUAGCAACUGUACAAAAUGUGAUAAUGGCUCGUGGAAAACAGCUUACAUCAACAAUGAGACAAUCAUUUAGACGUCUAAAACAUCUUCAUACUUCAACAGCCAGCUCUGAGAAAAGUUCCAAAGAACCAGCUGCAUCAGAUGAUGACCAACAAACAGCAUCGAAACAAACUGAAAAUAAUGUUGAUACUGCUUCACUUAAAGAUGAAACCAAAGAAAAAGAUCAGCCUAUUGAAUCAACUGAAAAGAAAGAAAUACAAGAAAAUGUUGAUGUUGUAGAAGUAACAGAUCAACCAACAACAUCUGCAGAAUCUGAAGAACAGAAGCAACAAUUAGUGACGGACAAUGCUGAAGUUGAUGUCCCCCCUGAGCCUAUUCAAUUGAGCCAAGAGGAUAUUGCUUCAUCAGCUGUUCGUUGUCUCCUAUUUUCUGAAACAUAUAUUCAAACAGGAGACCGUACUCCUUCUGUUUGGAUUGGUACUAGUUCGGGUAAAGCGUUGGCUUUUAAUUUAUCAUGGAAAAGUACCGCUGGACCCGUUACGGCAACAUUAUGCAAAGAAUUACAAUUACACCAUCACUCUCCAAUUGUAUCUUUGGAUAUUAUAGAUGCAGUUAAUCAUGGACCAAUUAUGCAUAACCAAGCUUACCGGAAUUCCUGCGUUGAAUCCGAUGAAGGCGAUGAAAAACAAGAAUCUACUCAACCAUCGUCGGAGACUACUGCUGAAGUUCCGGCGGAAAGUGUUAAAGACACUGAAACACCUUUACAAUCAGCAUCAUCAUCUACACAGGAUGUACAUCAAUUACUUUUGUGUUCUGAAGAACAAGUUAAGUUAUUCAGUCUACCUUCGCUUCGUCCAAUUUAUAAACAUAAAUUCAUUGAUCGUCUUCGCAUGCUUGGUAUGUCGAUGACUUCCGGUGCAGGUUCAUCUUCUAAACCAGAGAAAGAUGGGGACAAAGAAGCAGUAGAUAUAGUUGUUGGUGAGAAUGAGGUGGCGUAUGUGAAUGCAAGUCAGAUUAAUCGCAAACGUGUGACAGGGUUUGGCCUGCAGAAUUUUACAUCUGGAUCUGGUGAAAAUACCAAACUUGAAUGGAAUGCUGUUGCUACGCUGCUGGAUGGACAGAUUGCUGUAUUGUCCCUGCCUAACCUUCGUAAAGUAUUCAAGGAACGUUGUUUUCCUGGUUAUGUACCGUCAUCUACAUUACCGUGUGUUGCCACACGAACAUUUAACACACAUGUCUUCUGGUCCAUAGGCUGUCGUUUAUUAGUAUCUGAACUCAAUCCUAUGCCUUCGUUGAAUUCAUUUGCAACACCAGUGAAUAAUGUCAUGACAGAUGAUUUUAUUGCAAUUCGUUUACCUGAAUGGGCUAGAACUACUGCUACCACUGCUGCUACUACUACUAACACGAGUAAAGAUGUUCCAGGUGAAAUGGAACAUUUAAAUGUAUCCAACCAGACAACUACAGCGGAUGAAUCUAUCCAGAAUAUUGUGAAUACAGUCACUGAUGAAACAAUGAAUACUAAUUGUACACCUGUCAUAGAAGAUGAUAUUCUACCAACGAAUAAGAAGAUAAACGAUACAACGCUGGAAAUUCAUCAAGAUAUUGCUGAUGUUACAUUGGAUUCAAUCAAGGAAUAUUUGAAUGGUACUACUGAUGUAGAAAUGGUUGUAAAAACCACUGAACAAUCUACGGAGAAGCGUACACUUGUAGAAGGUGGAAAAAUUACAACCACUAUACAUGAAGUAGAGAAGAUUGAUGGCAAAGUUACAAAAGACGAUGUUGUCAAAUUUGUCGCUGAAGGUGAACCGGAGGCAGUGAGUAUUACAGGUCAGUUACACACAAUCGAUUAA
Messenger RNA from Schistosoma turkestanicum, 4173 nucleotides. NCBI's taxonomy places the organism in Eukaryota, Metazoa, Platyhelminthes, Trematoda, Strigeidida, Schistosomatidae. The record is from the annotation of a GenBank genome assembly.